Molecule: messenger RNA, 728 nt
Organism: Lonchura striata (white-rumped munia)
Lineage: Eukaryota; Metazoa; Chordata; Aves; Passeriformes; Estrildidae
Source: RefSeq, a predicted model, not a curated record
UGCCAUAUAAAGCGCGUUCCGCCGGGCCGGCCCCGGCUCCGGGAGCUGCCGGGACGCGCACGGAGCGGAGCCGCCGGUGCCGCCGGUGCCGCCGGUGCCAUGGAGCCGCCGGGUCCCGCCGGGGCGCCGGGACGGCCCUGGGAUGAAGCCAAGGCUUUCUACGACAACCUCGCCCCCAAGAAGAAGCCCAAAUCGCCCAAGCCUGAGAACGCCAUCACCAUCGCCGUGUCCUCGCGGGCGCUGUUCCGCAUGGAGGAGGAGCAGAAGAUCUACACGGAGCAGGGCGUGGAGGCCUACGUGAAAUAUCAGCUGGACCACGAGAACGAGCCCUUCCUCCCCGGGGCCGCCUUCCCCUUCGUCAAGGGCCCCCUGAAGGGCUUCCUGGAGGCGCUGGGGAAGCUGCAGAAGAAGUUCUACUCCAAGGGGCUGAGGCUGGAGUGUCCCAUCCGCACGUACCUGGUGACGGCGCGGAGCGCGGCCAGCUCGGGGGCCCGCGCCCUAAAGACUCUGCGCAGCUGGGGCCUGGAGACGGACGAGGCUCUGUUCCUGGCCGGGGCUCCCAAGGGACCUCUGCUGAGGAAGAUCCGGCCCCACAUCUUCUUCGACGACCAGAUGUUCCACGUGGAGGGAGCGCAGGAGAUGGGCGCCGUGGCCGCCCACGUCCCCUACGGCGUGGCCCAGAGGCACAAGCAGCACAAGCAGCAGACCACAAACAGCAAAUAGAGGGG